Prunus armeniaca (apricot) is the source of this 2310-nucleotide messenger RNA. NCBI's taxonomy places the organism in Eukaryota, Viridiplantae, Streptophyta, Magnoliopsida, Rosales, Rosaceae. The record is from the annotation of a GenBank genome assembly.
AUGAGCAAAGAGUUCAGAUUCAUUUUGAAGGCCUGCAAAGCAACUGUGCGCAAAACACAUACUGGUGGAAAGAAAAGGGCCAACCCUUUAUUCACAACAAUGUCAGUAGCCCCUGCAGAUGAUGAGCCUGGUGAAAUCGGCCAUGCUGAGAAGGUCCUCUCCAAUGGUGACUUCUAUACAGGCCAUUGGGUUGAUAACUAUGCGCAUGGCCAAGGCAAGUACUUGUGGACAGAUGGGUGUAUGUAUGUUGGUGAAUGGCAGAAGGGCAAGACAGCAGGGAAAGGAAAGUUUAGUUGGCCUUCUGGUGCCACUUAUGAAGGUGAAUUCAAGAAUGGGUAUAUGGAUGGUAAAGGGACUUAUACAGGUGCUGCAGGAGACACCUACAGAGGUUCAUGGGUUAUGAAUUUGAGAUAUGGUCAAGGGACUAAGAGCUUUGUCAAUGGGGAUUACUAUGAGGGUGAAUGGCGCCGCGGAUUGCAGGACGGUCAAGGGCGGUAUCAAUGGAAAAAUGGGAACCAUUAUAUUGGUCAGUUGAGGCAUGGAAUGAUUCAUGGGAAUGGAACUAUGAUUUGGAGCAAUGGGAAUAGGUAUGAUGGGUCUUGGGAAGAAGGUUUACCUAAAGGAAAUGGCACAUUUCGGUGGGCUGAUGGGAGUUUCUAUGUAGGGGUUUGGAGUAAGGACUCAAAAGAGCUGAACGGGACUUAUUACCCAGCAGGGUCCUCUGGUGGUAAUGUGGAUUGGGAUCCUCAGGAGGUGUUUGCAGUGGACUUAAGUGAUUGUAAGAUAUGUUCGGUUGAAACUAUUUCGACUUUCCCUUCACAGAAGAUGCUGAAUUGGCCUGGAAUGGAAGGGGAGUUCCCGAACAAGCAGGUUAUUUAUAAGAAUGGAAACGAAGGGAAUGCGAGGCCUAGGAGACCUGCAGAUGCGAGGGUGAGUAAUUAUAGUAGGGGAUCCAAUGGAGAUAACAUGUUUGAUGGAAUUGAUAGGAGUUCAAGAGAUGGUAGUGGAGCAUUUGGGAAUCUUGAGUUCGAAGGUUCGGUUGCCAAGGGGAAUAGACAACAGCACUUUAAAGUUCAGCCAAUGAAGAAACAAGGGAUAACAAUAUCCAAAGGGCAUAAGAACUAUGAACUUAUGCUUAAUCUGCAGUUGGGGAUCAGACAUUCUGUUGGAAGGCCUGCUCCAACUACAUCUCUUGACCUGAAGACUUCAGCCUUUGAUCCAAGGGAAAAAGUAUGGACAAAAUUUCCCCCAGAAGGAUCCAAGUAUACUCCACCCCACCAGUCAUGUGACUUCAAAUGGAAGGAUUACUGUCCUGUGGUUUUCAGGACUCUCAGGAAAUUGUUUAAGGUAGAUCCAGCAGAUUACAUGAUAUCAAUAUGUGGAAAUGACGCCCUUCGAGAGCUCUCGUCCCCUGGAAAGAGCGGAAGCUUCUUUUACUUAACCAAUGAUGACCGGUACAUGAUAAAGACCAUGAAGAAGGCAGAAGUAAAAGUGCUUCUGAGAAUGCUUCCAGCUUACUAUAAUCAUGUUCGAGCCUUUGAGAAUACUCUGGUCACCAAAUUUUACGGUCUUCACUGUGUAAAAUUAACAGGGACUGCCCAAAAGAAGGUGCGAUUUGUCAUUAUGGGGAAUCUAUUUUGCUCCGAAUAUGCCAUUCAUAGGCGGUUUGAUUUAAAAGGCUCCUCCCUUGGCCGUACAACCGAUAAACCUGAGUCCGAAAUUGAUGCAACAACGACUCUUAAAGACCUUGAUCUUAAUUAUAUAUUUAGGUUGCAGAAGGUUUGGUUUCAAGAGUUCUGCAGGCAAGUGGACAGAGAUUGCGACUUUCUUGAACACGAAAGAAUAAUGGACUACAGUCUGCUGGUUGGCCUUCACUUCCAAGAAGCUUCAUGCAGGGAACCCCCCACACCAGACCGAACCUCUGGAGUUCGCACUCCUACUGGAAAUGCCGACCCUGACAAUGAAGGGGCCCCUCGCCUUUCGAAAGUCGACAUGGAUAGGCUUAUUUCUGACUCGAACCGGUGGUCUUCGAUUAGAUUAGGUAUUAAUAUGCCUGCAUGGGCUGAAAGGACAGUGAGAAGAAGUGAUUGUGAGGCUCAGUUGGUUGGAGACCCAACAGGAGAAUUAUAUGAUGUCAUUCUGUUCUUCGGUAUAAUUGACAUACUACAGGACUAUGAUAUCAGCAAAAAGCUUGAGCAUGCAUACAAAUCAUUCCAAUAUGACCCAACUUCAAUCUCUGCUGUUGAUCCGAAGCAAUACUCAAGACGCUUUCGUGCUUUCAUCUUCAGAGUUUUUGUAGAAGACACAUGA